UAAAAACUAUUAAAAAUGUCAAAUUUGCGGCGCCAGGCUCUCAGCGCCUUCAAGGAGCUCCAUCGCACGCGCCAGUACGUGUUUGAUGGCGACGUUCGGGCUCUGGAAGAGGCGCGUAAGAAAAUCAACGACGAAUUUCGACAGAACCGAGCUGUGACCGACCAGGAUGUGAUUCAGAGCAAGAUCAAACUGGCCGAGGACUGUGCCCACGAGCUGCGGACCAAUGUGAUUCAGGCCCAGCAACGAGAUGACGGCGUAUAUGAGCUGCGCAUAACGCCAGAGACGACGCGAAUGGACAAUAUAGUCUUCAAUCCGGAUGCCGUCAUCGAGUCGCCGCGAAAACGGCGCGGUGCGAAGGCCACAGAAGGCUGCUGUGGCGGCGCGGCGAUGGCGGCGCUCGAUGCGGAGGUGGCCGCUCGGAAGAAAUAGAAAACAAGAAAUAUUUUAGAUGUAGUCAAAAUCAUGUGCAUGUUCCAGUCAAGUAAAUCGCUUUAUU
Messenger RNA from Drosophila subobscura, 496 nucleotides. Its product is annotated as complex III assembly factor LYRM7. Bases 16 to 429 code for a protein of 137 amino acids. Gene Ontology annotation, biological process: mitochondrial respiratory chain complex III assembly. The record is from RefSeq and is a predicted model, not a curated record. Lineage: Eukaryota; Metazoa; Arthropoda; Insecta; Diptera; Drosophilidae. The transcript is spliced from 4 exons.